This is a messenger RNA of Diaporthe batatas, 2910 nucleotides long. RefSeq lists its product as uncharacterized. The transcript is spliced from 6 exons. The coding region runs from base 881 to 2167 and encodes 428 amino acids. Gene Ontology annotation, cellular component: plasma membrane. The record is from RefSeq and is a predicted model, not a curated record. Gene Ontology annotation, biological process: zinc ion transmembrane transport. Lineage: Eukaryota; Fungi; Ascomycota; Sordariomycetes; Diaporthales; Diaporthaceae. Gene Ontology annotation, molecular function: zinc ion transmembrane transporter activity.
GUCGAUCAUCGUCCCAGAUGGAGCCGACCCAAUGUUCUUGCCCUUCGCGUCUUUGUGGUCCACUUUUUGGCCGCCGCCGCCGCCCUCUCUGCCUCUUUGCCUCUUUCAACCCAGCAACCUCAGUCAUGGCUGACGAGCCCUGGGCCUGAGCCAGCCCAGCCCGAUGGCGAUCAAGGAUGCUGGACAGAGGUAAAACCUACCCGUCUCCGGCCGCCCGGCCCACACCCCACAAGUACCUCUGCGUGACCUCCCCGCGGUACCUGCCACUCGUAUCCCGCCCAUGCGUCGAAACACGUACCAAGGUGUACCACCCUGUGAACCACCCCUGGCCACAACCGGGAAUAUCGCUGGAAACACUCUGGGGCUCUGUACUGAGCAUUGCACUUGCGGCUUCAUCGCCAUGCUUAUCUGGGACCAAGUGCUUCAAGAUGGCCGUGGCAUCUCAACAUUGAACCAUAGUUCUUGUUUCUAUUCUCAUCUCCCGUGGCAAGUUGAGCCUUGACCUGCAGGAUCGCCGCCCUCAAUCAUCGGCUCCUCUUACCAUACCAAGUCGUCCAUAUUCCUGGACACGGAACGCUUGGGUCACAAGAGUAUUAAAACACUCAGACACCCGGCUGGUUGAUUGUGCCAAGGUCGAUGAUACUCUUCUUCACUGCGGACUUGUUAUCGUCUGUCCUGAUGUUGAGAAGUCCGUGAUCUUUCGGUCCUUUCUUUCCUUCCCUUUUAUAUCUAUUUCUUUCGACGUCGGGAUUGAAUCCUCUCGUCUGUUUUCCUCUCUUCACCCUUUAUUUCCUUCUCAGUCGCCGGACGGCUUUUCGUUUCUUAACUUUCAAUUCCGAGCCUGGUGUAUCAGCUGUCCAGGUGACCGACUACAUCGAAAAUGGCCGAGGAAAUGGCAAACAUGAAGCCCGCUUGUGGCAGUGGCGAGGUGGUUGGCGAGUAUGACCUGCCAUUGCACGUCAUCGGUCUCUUCUUGGUUUUGUUCUUCUCAUGUCUUGGAGCGGGCUUUCCCGUCGUGGCGAAGAAGAUCAAGUGGCUUAAGAUCCCGGCCAGGGUGUUUUUUGCAUGCAAGCAUUUUGGAACAGGCGUUUUGAUCGCAACAGCAUUCGUUCACCUGCUGCCCACGGCGUUUGCCAGCUUGAUGGAUCCCUGCCUUCCAGACUUCUUCACGGACAUUUACCCUCCGAUCACCGGUGUCAUCAUGAUGGCUGCGCUGUUUGCUCUCUUCGUUAUCGAGAUGACUCUCAACCACAAGAUGGGUGGACAGGCCCACUCUCAUGGCGGAAACUUUGGUACCAGUGCGCCCGGCCCGGCAAACAUGCCCGAGCGCCCGCCCCGGUACAACCACCAGAGCUUCGAGACCGAUGUGUCCUUCGAGAAGAAGGUCCAGCAGCAAGUCUAUGCCGACCAGGAGAGGUUCGAGCGCCUGCAGCCGAACCCCUUCGGAGACGAUGCCCAGGAGCUGGCUGCGCGGUCGGAGAUGCCCCCGUGGUUUGUCGUCUUCUACGAGCAGUACGUUCGCCAACGCAUGGAGAUGGUCAACAUCCUCAAGGGCUCGCAGCCUCAGGUCUCCGUCCAGCCUGCUUACAACGUCUCCGAAAUGCCCAAGCCCGCGGUUGGCCUCAUCGACUCGCCGUACAUUGACGUCGAGACUGGCCUGCCUGUCGACGAGAUGACGUACAAGAAGAUGUCAAUGAACAUCACCCUGCUCGAGGGUGGUAUCUUGUUCCACUCCGUGUUCGUCGGCAUGACCGUUUCUAUCACCAUCGAAGGCUUCGUUAUCCUGCUGGUUGCUAUCCUGUUCCACCAGAUGUUCGAGGGUCUUGGGCUGGGUACCCGUAUCGCUGCUGUUCCCUACGCAAAGGGUAGCAUCCGUCCCUGGGUCUUGGUCUUUGCCUUCGGCACCACCGCACCCAUCGGACAGGCCAUCGGUCUUAUCACUCGCAACACCUACGACCCCAACAGCGCCUUCGGUUUGAUCAUCGUUGGUAUUUUCAACUCCAUUUCUUCCGGUCUUUUGCUUUACGCAGCCACUGUUGAUCUUUUGGCCGAGGACUUCCUUUCCGAGGAGGCCCAGCACACACUCACUAAGAAGGAUAAGAUCACAGCUUUCUGUUACGUCCUUUUGGGAGCUGCCGGCAUGUCUAUCGUUGGUGCUUUCGCCUAAUUGCACAGCCCGCCAGUUUCGAGUCGAGCGAAGCCAUCCGAAGCAUUGCAGCCCAAGUAUCGAAGAGCCGGCUUCGCUCCACGCGUCAAGCCCCGACAUCCGCCAAACUGCGAGCCAUCGCCCGAGACCGCUUGGCGCGUCCAUCCAUGGCCAUGAGAAAUGGGAGGGCGCGCUUUCGAAUGGCGUCAUGGCGGAUCCAGCGGGGAAGAAACCAUUCCCUCGUUUUCUCACCAGACACUUGUACGAGCGCAUCACACGGCUUUGGCUUUCUCUGCUGUUCCAAGCAAUCAAACGGGAUGAUGUUUUAACCGCUCUUUCCGUUUCCAGGCCAGAGCAGAGAGCGAAGCAGGCGCAGACAGAAACACAGACAAAGAAAAUCCCACACACUCGUUUACCAAUCUCUUUGCGGACACUGCCUCCAUUCGCCGCGAGGGACGGUGUGUGGUGCGUGUUUCAUGUUAGUCAGCGGUGAAGACGGAAGGGGACCACAAUUGCCAGUCUCGAACAAUUUGGCCGCGGUGCGCAUCUGGGAACUGGCAUGAGACAAAGCGACAACGAUUUUCCUAUUUCUCUAUUUUGCUGGUAUACGGUUUCUACGGCCCGGGCGUCAGAGCGAGCACAGAACGAAUUAUUCUUCUAAUUUCUCCCCAUCAGGAAAGAAAUUAGUGUACUAUAAUAGGACAGUAGAUAGUUACUGCUACGGAGAUGAUAUCAUAAAAUGCCACAAAACCGUCAAAAGAAAA